Molecule: messenger RNA, 2961 nt
Organism: Dipodomys ordii (Ord's kangaroo rat)
Lineage: Eukaryota; Metazoa; Chordata; Mammalia; Rodentia; Heteromyidae
Gene: Exoc5
Product: exocyst complex component 5
Exons: 17
Coding region: 228-2303 (691 amino acids)
Biological process (GO): exocytosis; Golgi to plasma membrane transport
Cellular component (GO): cytoplasm; exocyst
Source: RefSeq, a predicted model, not a curated record
AUGGGAGCGGCGCGGGCGGCGCCGGGAGGCAGCUGACAGGCGUCGCUGACUUCGCUGCAUGGCGGCUCUCUCCUCCAGCCUGGGCUCUGCGAGGACUGGGAGAGCCCAGGACUGCCCGAAGCCGGAGCUGACCGUGCCGAGCGGGGAUCUGUGCGCCGCGCCGCGGAGGCGCAGCAUGUGAAGCGGAGACGGAGUCGCGCGCGCGGCGAUCCUCUCUGACGGCCGGGAUGGCUACGACGGCCGAGCUCUUCGAGGAGCCUUUUGUGGCUGACGAGUAUAUUGAACGUCUUGUAUGGAGAACCCCAGGAGGAGGUUCUAGAGGUGGACCGGAAGCUUUUGAUCCUAAAAGAUUAUUAGAAGAAUUUGUAAAUCAUAUUCAAGAACUCCAGAUAAUGGAUGAAAGGAUUCAGAGGAAAGUAGAGAAAUUAGAACAACAAUGUCAGAAGGAAGCCAAGGAAUUUGCCAAGAAGGUACAAGAGCUCCAGAAAAGCAACCAGGUUGCCUUUCAACAUUUCCAAGAACUAGAUGAACACAUUAGCUAUGUAGCAACCAAAGUCUGUCACCUCGGAGACCAGUUGGAGGGGGUAAACACACCUAGACAACGGGCAGUGGAGGCUCAGAAAUUGAUGAAAUACUUUAAUGAAUUUCUAGAUGGAGAAUUGAAAUCUGACGUUUUCACAAAUUCUGAAAAGGUAAGUACUAUAAGAUUUUCAGAAGUGAAAUCCAAAAUUGCAAGCAAAUAUCAUGAUUUAGAAUGCCAACUGAUUCAGGAGUUUACAAGUGCGCAAAGAAGAGGUGAAAUCUCCAGAAUGAGGGAAGUAGCUGCAGUUUUACUUCAUUUUAAGGGCUAUUCCCAUUGUGUUGAUGUUUAUAUAAAGCAGUGCCAGGAGGGUGCUUAUUUGAGAAAUGAUAUAUUUGAAGAUGCAGCAAUACUUUGUCAACGUGUGAAUAAGCAAGUUGGAGAUAUCUUCAGUAAUCCAGAAACAGUACUCGCUAAACUUAUUCAGAAUGUAUUUGAAAUUAAACUACAGAGUUUCGUAAAAGAUCAGUUAGAAGAAUGUAGGAAGUCGGAUGCAGAGCAGUAUCUGAAAAAUCUCUAUGAUCUAUAUACAAGAACCACCAAUCUUUCCAGCAAGUUGAUGGAGUUUAACUUAGGUACUGAUAAACAGACUUUCUUGUCUAAGCUUAUCAAAUCCAUUUUCAUUUCCUAUUUGGAGAACUAUAUUGAGGUGGAGACUGGUUAUUUGAAAAGCAGAAGUGCUAUGAUCCUACAGCGUUAUUACGAUUCAAAAAACCACCAAAAGAGAGCCAUUGGCACAGGAGGUAUUCAAGAUUUGAAAGAGAGAAUUAGACAACGUACCAAUUUACCACUGGGGCCAAGUAUUGAUACCCAUGGAGAAACUUUCUUGUCUCAAGAAGUGGUGGUUAAUCUUUUACAAGAAACCAAACAAGCCUUUGAAAGAUGUCAUAGGCUUUCGGAUCCUUCUGAUUUACCAAGGAAUGCCUUUAGAAUUUUUACUAUUCUUGUGGAAUUUUUGUGUAUUGAACAUAUUGAUUAUGCUUUGGAAACAGGACUUGCUGGAAUUCCUUCUUCAGAUUCUAAGAAUGCAAAUCUCUAUUUUUUGGAUGUUGUGCAACAGGCCAAUACUAUUUUUCACCUUUUCGACAAACAGUUUAAUGAUCACCUUAUGCCACUAAUAAGCUCCUCUCCUAAAUUAUCUGAAUGCCUUCAGAAGAAAAAAGAAAUAAUUGAGCAGAUGGAGAUGAAAUUGGAUACUGGCAUUGACAGGACACUAAAUUGUAUGAUUGGUCAGAUGAAGCAUAUUUUGGCUGCAGAACAGAAGAAAACAGAUUUUAAGCCAGAAGAUGAAAAUAAUGUUUUGAUUCAGUAUACUAAUGCCUGUGUGAAAGUCUGUGCUUAUGUAAGAAAACAAGUUGAGAAGAUUAAAAAUUCCAUGGAUGGAAAAAAUGUAGAUACAGUUUUGAUGGAACUUGGAGUACGCUUUCAUCGACUUAUUUAUGAGCAUCUUCAACAAUAUUCCUACAGUUGUAUGGGUGGCAUGUUAGCAAUUUGUGAUGUUGCUGAAUAUAGGAAGUGUGCCAAAGACUUCAAGAUUCCAAUGGUAUUACAUCUUUUUGAUACUCUGCAUGCACUUUGCAAUCUUCUGGUAGUGGCUCCUGAUAAUUUAAAGCAGGUCUGCUCAGGAGAACAACUUGCUAAUCUGGACAAGAACAUACUUCACUCCUUUGUACAACUUCGUGCUGACUAUAGAUCUGCUCGCCUUGCUCGACAUUUCAGCUGAGGUUGAAUUUACUAUGGAAAUGUGUUUUAUUUCAUCAAGCCUUGGUUGAUGGAAAGCACAGGAGAUUCCUUAUGACACAGCCAACAUUUAAUUGGAAAGAAAAUGACUGGAAGAAAACAGCAGCCAUAGUUAAUCCUUGAGGUCUUAUUUGAAAUUUGGACACUAGCUAUAUUUUUCUCCCGGUUACUUGAAUUUAUUAAUUUCAAAUUUGGCAAAACCACGUGUCACUGUUUUUAUCCUGGAAAAUGUUGGUGUGAGAAGGGAAAUGAAAAUUUACCAGUGCUCUAGUUCUUGUCUUUCACAUUGUCCAUCUGAAGGGGUAUGCAUUAAUAAUGGGUGAAACACAGCAAAACCACAUUUAUUAUCCAUCAGUUUUUAUUGAUCUUUCCAGCACUGGUAGUUAUUAAUCAAAAUAUUUUUAAGAUUUCUUGAAUCUUUUGCUUUUUUUAAAAAAGUUAGCAGUUGACCAUCAUUUCUGUAGUUUACUGAUUGGAAGUUUUUCUGAGAAACAGCAGUGCUAAUGUUAUAAAUUAAAUUAAAAUGGUGAAAUGUUUUAUAUAGACACUAGAAAGUGGAUCAGAACAUACCUGCCUUCUGGGUAAAAUUUAAAGUUUACUAAUUCUUAUUUGGUAAAUAGGUUUUAAGCCAGUUCUAGCAA